AUGGGCAGCCGGAGAGGAGCCUGGAGUCCUGACAAGCCAGAGAGGCCGGCCGCACUGCCCGAGGAGGUCGUGGGGGAGGGGGGAGCAAGCUGCCCGCCUCCCCGAAAUGGCGCCGAGGGUUCUGCCACGCUGGGAAGAGGCCUGGAUGCCCCGGAUAGGCCGCACAGAGCCGCAGCGUCCAGCUCUCCCCUCCGCCAGGAAAGACUGAGGCCAGACUACCGAGGAGGCGCGCAGGGAGGGCGGGGCGGGAGCGGGGAGGAGCCUCGGGCAGAGACACCUGCGCCCCUCCCCCAGCCUCUGCCGGGGCUCGGAGAGAGCAGACGAGGAGCUUGGGAGGGCCCGCGGGGAGGGCGGGGAGGGCGCUCUGUGGGCAGCGCCCGGCCUCCGCGAGAAGGGCACCGUCGGGGUCCUGACGCCCUGCGGGCCCGUGCCGUGGGCGGCUCGGAGAGGCCCUAUCCCGGCUCUACGGCAGCGCCGCACGUGGUGGCCACACAACACGCACGCAGGACGUACGCAGACGGCCUGCGUGGGUCUGCAGGUGUGCGGAGCCAGACAGUGCAAGAGACGACCCCGAAGAUCCCGAAGGCCCGCCCUCGCCCGCCUGCCCCGCGGGGAUUGGCCAUCGUGAAGCCGGGGGCGGAGCCUCUGGAGGGAGCUCUGGGCCCUCCGGCCUUGUCCCUACAGCCCCGGGGCAGAGCCAGAAUGUGCCCUAAAGAGGGAGCAGCUUCCCGCCGCUGCGGAGGAGUCUGUUUGUUAAACCUCCGCAGGGAGCGGGCAGCGUCCGCACCCCGGAAUGGCAAAUGCUCCAAAGGCGGCCCCAAUCGCCGCCCGUCCGGCCAGCUGAGGACGCAGCCUUGGGAAGGUUCUGGGCAAAAGCCUAAGAAUGAAGCCGAAUCCUAA
This is a messenger RNA of Gracilinanus agilis (Agile Gracile Mouse Opossum), 900 nucleotides long. RefSeq names its product translation initiation factor IF-2-like. Bases 1 to 900 code for a protein of 299 amino acids. The record is from RefSeq and is a predicted model, not a curated record. NCBI's taxonomy places the organism in Eukaryota, Metazoa, Chordata, Mammalia, Didelphimorphia, Didelphidae. The transcript has a single exon.